Vombatus ursinus (common wombat) is the source of this 2529-nucleotide messenger RNA. It is a transcript of the gene CLDN2, whose product is annotated as claudin 2. The transcript is spliced from 2 exons. The record is from RefSeq and is a predicted model, not a curated record. Lineage: Eukaryota; Metazoa; Chordata; Mammalia; Diprotodontia; Vombatidae. Gene Ontology annotation, molecular function: structural molecule activity. Gene Ontology annotation, cellular component: bicellular tight junction; plasma membrane. Bases 242 to 937 code for a protein of 231 amino acids. Gene Ontology annotation, biological process: calcium-independent cell-cell adhesion; bicellular tight junction assembly.
GAAAGCCCUUGGGAGCUUGAGGAGGCUGCCCUGGCCAGCUGGGCCCCACAACCAACCUGGACCAGCUCAGUGGCUUCUCUAGCUAGCUUGUAGCCACCGUCAGACACUCCUGAGGAGGGAACAGAGACAGCCCUGCCUUCCAGAGGAGCUCGGCAAUGAGGAGCUAGGAACCCGAGGCCCGGGGAACCAGAGCCAACAUCAGGGCAACAGGGCUGUUCUCAGUUGAGAGGCUCCAACCAUCAUGGCAUCUCUCGGCCUCCAGCUGCUGGGUUAUAUCCUGGGCUUCUUGGGGCUGGUGGGCACCCUGAUAGCCAUGCUACUGCCAAACUGGAGAACAGGCUCCUAUGUGGGGGCCAGUAUUGUCACGGCCGUUGGCUUCUCCAAAGGUCUCUGGAUGGAGUGCGCUACCCAAAGCACCGGCAUCACUCAGUGUGACAUCUACAGUACCCUGCUGGGGCUGCCUGCAGACAUCCAAGCUGCUCAGGGCAUGAUGGUAGCUUCCAGCACCAUCUCCUCUCUGGCCUGCAUCAUCUCUGUGGUGGGCAUGAGGUGCACUGUCUUUUGCAAGGACUCCCCAGCCAAAGACAGGUUGGCGGUGGUGGGAGGAAUUUUCUUCCUCCUAGGAGGCCUCCUGGGUUUCAUCCCUGUCGUCUGGAAUCUCCACGGGAUCCUCCGUGACUUCCACUCGCCACUUGUACCCGACAGCAUGAAGUUUGAGAUCGGAGAGGCCCUCUAUCUUGGCAUCAUCUCCUCCCUCUUCUCCAUGGUGGCUGGCACCAUCCUCUGCUUCUCUUGUCCAGCCCGGUGGGGCGACCGCUCUGCCUACUAUGGCGGUUACCAAGCUCAGCCCUUGGCCACCAGGGCCUCCCCUCGGCCAGGCCAGUCCACAAAGGGCAAAAGUGAAUUCAACUCCUACAGCCUGACAGGGUAUGUGUAAGGAGUGGCUUGAGGGGGGGAGUGGGCCAUGGUAGAGGGCCAGCCCGUGGCUCUCCACUGACACUGGGGAGAGACAUUUCCAUCUGUUCAAGUCAAAAAGCAAUGCUAAAGAAAGGACAGACAUUGGGGGUCCCUUGGGUCUGACCAGUGGAAGCUGACACUGCAGGCCUUCCCACAGGCCUCCUUUCCCAGCUAGCAGCCCCCUCCCUACCUCCACCCUGCCCUUUUUUUCUCAGUCUACAGGCCUGGACCUGCCCUCUAGGUCUGGGAACCCACCCACUUCCCUAGCCUCCCCACCUCUCCAGAAGGCCUUCUCAGCUCAAUGGACUGAAGUCUCACUACUUCAGCCUCGCACCCCUCCCCUCAAAACUCCUUCCAAAGCCAUGACCAGACUGGUCAAGAGCUAAACCCAAAGGCCACUUCUUUGUUUCCAUUGUUAGAAGCAAAGAGGGAGGAGGGCCCAGCUCCCAAGGGGCUUCCGGCUGGGAGGGGGUCAAAUCCAUUGCCCACAUUCCACUGAGAAGUCUUCCUCUGCCAUUAGAGUCAGCGUAGAAGCCAGGAGCCUGGGUGCUCUGGAGGGCAUCUGCUGCCAGGAGCCCUAGACUAAAAAGAGAGCAAAGGAAACCAGUUUUUCUAGAGAUGCUCUUUGGCUUGGAGAACAGCAUGUGGGGGCUGAAGAAAACAUUGGCAUCUUUCUAUACUUCCUGAGAAAUAGUAAAAAUUUAAAAAUAAAGAUACCAAGCCAAAAGGAAUGUGUGUGUGCGUGCAUGUGUGCACAUGUGUGUACAUGCAUAUGCAUGUGUGUGUAUGUUUAAAGGCCUCAAUGGAGCCUCUCCAAGGAUUUCAACCCAGUUUAUGGAUUCAGAAAGAGAAUGAGCUGUUCUGGAGCAGGCUGUACCCAGGCUCUUAGAUUUGUCUUCUUAGCCCAUCUCACUGAGCCAGAGUAGCCCCCAGGGGAGCUCCCAGUCCCGGGGGGGGGGGGGCAGCAACAAAAGCUCCAGGCAGAUAGGCCUCAAAGAGAGAAUUGUUAAGGGCCCUGGAAACCCAGUGGUCACCUCCUAGGGGGAGCCCAGAUCAUCAGGGAGAACUGGGAAUGUCCUCAGCCCCUCACACCCUGCCCCCCCCAUCCCACCACUUCUAAGCAGGGAGGGCCCUGUUGGCACCUUCCUCGUCCUGAGCAUGUCCAGCCUCUGACAAAUCCUUCAGUCCCCAAUGGGAAGUCCCCAGCUCCAGCCUGAGUGCCACAUCUUGGCAAGCCCUACCUGCCCAGCUUUGCCCCACAUGGCUCCCCUGCCCUCUAGCCCAGAACUCUUUGCCUGUCCCUCCUGUAAGGCCUUGGCCUCAAUCACUCCAGCUCAUGGCACCCUGUCCCUCUCUACCUUGCCCUGUGCCGACUUCUCUGUCUCAACCAUUGGGCCCCUUGGCCCAGUCGCCUUGCGAUGUUAGUUCUCUGUCCCUGGUUGUAAGCUGUGCCUCCCAGCUUUACUGUAAGCUUGCUGUGGGCAGGCCUUAGUCUGUACCAUCUUCCCCACUACACUGAGCCUAGUGGUGGUUCUUAGCGAGUACUCAAUAAAGACUUUUGAAUUGACUAAA